Molecule: messenger RNA, 2810 nt
Organism: Caenorhabditis sp. 36 PRJEB53466
Lineage: Eukaryota; Metazoa; Nematoda; Chromadorea; Rhabditida; Rhabditidae
Source: the annotation of a GenBank genome assembly
AUGGCAUCUCUGACAAUCGAGCGAAUAAACGAGAUAUUUUCCAAGAAUCCGAGUGAAAUUGAGAAAUUUUUCGCGGAUUUGAACGCUCGUCACACUCAACCCAACAAUAUCAUCGAGUUGCCGACGGAAAAUAAAAUGGUAUGUUGAAAAUUAUUUUUUGAAAUUUUUUAAAGCCUUUUUUUAGCUGCUCGGCGAAAAAAUCUCGGAAUUUCUGGAAAUUCCCGAUUUGGCGCCGACUUUGCUUUUUACCCUUCGCAUUUGUAGCCGAGAUGUCAACGGAAUCGAGGUCGGCAAUCCUUUUUUGAAUUUCUUGCCAUUUUUCAUUUUCAGAGCCUUCUCAGCACUCAACUCUGCGAAAAAUUGCUCAAUUUCGCGUGUGUCCUGAAAAAUGGAAAACCAUUUACCACAGUUCCAAGUUUGUCUAUUUUUCCAGACAAACAUUUGAAAAUUCCGAAUUUUCAGCACUAAUUGAGGCUCAAAAAAGUCUGAUCAACACGGUUUUCCAUUCGAGCAAAAUGCGCAGUGUUCUUAAGUGAGUUUGCGAUUUCUUACAAGCAAAAUUAGUGGAAAAAUCGAUAUCAAAUUUACAGAGAGCACAACGAGCGGCUCAUUCCAUUUUUGGCCGAAUUCGACGAGUCGCGUCGCAAAACGUCGAAAUUCGAAUGGAUUCGGCAGUUGGACGACAAAACCGCCGACGAAAUCGCCUUUUUCUACCAUAAAAUCGCUUUUGUGGCCACCGCGAAGUGCAAGGAUAUUCAGGUGAGGUUUCGGGAACAAACAGAAGUUUUCCUGCGUAUUUCUCAAAAACCAGGGCUGGGCAAAAGGCCGGCGCAGGCUUUUUGAAAACCUGCCGAUGCCUGGACUUUUGACCCAUUUUCGAGGAUCCAGUCGGGCCCAAACUUAUUGAAGUAUUGAAGUAUAUUGGGACCAAGUUUCAGACCGGUCGGAUCAUCUGGUCCCGAGAUAUACUGGUUUGAGGCCGACAAGCCCCGGAUUGCGCAAAAAUUGCUGCCUUUGCGGACUCUGAUGAUCCACAUAUCUCGGGGCCAGAUUAUCCUAUCGAUCUGAAACUCGGACCCAGUAUACUUCAAUUCAUGUCCAAAAAACCUGCAAAGUUUGGUCCCUAUCGGAUCUUUGCAAGUGGGUCAAAAGUACAGGCCUCAGCAGGCUUUUAAAAAGCCUAGGCCAGUCUUUUGCCCAGCCCAGUCAAAAACAAAACUACUGUUUUUUUGCAGAAGUCGUGGCCGCACUAUCCGGGAAUCGUGGACAUUCUGAUGGUCCCACUGGAACGCCUUCUUCACAAAAAAACGGAUCCUACUGAUUUACAGUUCAAAAUCGCCGACGAAUCGCUUAAAACGUUCUUCAAUAUUUUCUGUCGUGAAGAAAAGGAUUUGCCCGCCAUUGAGAAGGUUCUUAAUGCUUUUUCCAAUUUUUCAAUGCAUCUUUCUUCAGGAACAAGCCUCGAAAGCGUCCCGAAUCUUCCGUGACCUGAUUCUAUCGGAUUCACUGCCUGAAAUUGUGGUCCAAUCGGCCGUCCACUGCCUUUCGGUUCCUCCGCUUCGCAUCGAUUUGAGCAUCGUUUGCGGGGAUCCGAAAGCCCCGCCCACUCAAAAAGAACAGGAAUUCAAGAAUAUGGAGCUGACCGAACGACUUCUCGCUAUUAUUGAACGCAAGUGCGAUGAGGUAAACAUUUUAGACAAAUUUAAGCGUCAAAAAAUCAGAAAAAUACUGAAUAAUUUCCAGAUUCGAGAGUUGGGAACGGAUCCGUUGGCGACGGAAUCCACCGAAAUGCUCGGACCGUACUUUCAAUUCUUGAGCCGACUCUGCAUGCUUAACAAGUAUUCGCGACGCUAUUGCAGACUCAGAGUGCGUUUUUUUGUUUUUUUUUGUAUGGGAAUCAUUUUUUGCAGAUAAUCCCUCCGUUGACGGCCGAAGAAGUGCAGAAACGACCGGAAGAGCAGGAGAACCUGCGCGGCAAACUGUGUCGGAUGAUGAUGACUCCGACGGCGACGAAAGAAGUCGUCCAGGCGUUCCUUUUCAUCAUUUGCAAGCGAUCCAGUACGUGACACGAAUGAUUAAUUUUUGUCAAAGGUGAAUUUGCAGCCGACCGUUUCAUCAAAUACUUUGGAUUCGGCCACGCCGCCGGUCAUCUAGCCAAUUUGGGACUGCUCGGAACGAUAAAUCAGGCGAAACGCGACUCGGAUUCGGAGGAUUCCGAGACGGAAGAGUACAAUAGCAUCAGGGAUACGUGAGUGUUUAAAGACAAUUUUUUGGAAAGAAAUUACUGUUACAGGAAAAGCGUUUUGUUUUUAACUGGAAAAACCUGAGAGAUGGUUUUUCCCUGUCUUCCUUCAUUCAAUGUUAAUUUUCAGUGUGAAUCCGGUGACGGGAGCGGUGUAUCCGGCCGAUCGAGGCUCUAUUUUGGCCGGAAUGAGCGACGAGCAGAAGGAGUUCGAGGCGAUGAAAUUGGUGGAUGCGAUGAACAAAAUGAUGGAAGCCGGUCAGUGAUUUUUCCGAAAAAUUGGCAAUUUUUUUUACUGUUUUAGCACUAGUAAUUGAAUGCUAGAAGUACAGACUACAUCCUUCAAUACUACUGAAGAUUGUUAGUAAAACUGAACAGUUUUCGAAUUUACGCUUGUGGUCUAUUAUUUGGGUCCAUUCUUCCCGGACACAGCCAAAAAUUGCAAAUGUUUGCAGGAAUUGUAAAGCCCGGAACGAUUGGAGAAGACGGAAAAGUGCGCGAAGUGAAGCACGUUCUGGAGCUCAUUGAUAAAGUUCAGGAGCUCGACGACAACUCGGAUUCGGACUAA